Messenger RNA from Penicillium verhagenii, 186 nucleotides. RefSeq lists its product as uncharacterized. NCBI's taxonomy places the organism in Eukaryota, Fungi, Ascomycota, Eurotiomycetes, Eurotiales, Aspergillaceae. Bases 1 to 186 code for a protein of 61 amino acids. The transcript is spliced from 2 exons. The record is from RefSeq and is a predicted model, not a curated record.
AUGGCGAAUUCCGCCGCAGUCAACACCGGACCAUCUUGGCACUGUCUUCGCGACUCCUGCCGAGGCAAAAUGACGCACACGACUGGUCUCGGCGCUGGCUCGGCCGUGAGCCGCCACCGCGUCGUGAUUGGUGGAGCGGAAUACCAAGAGCGGGAUUCUGGGCUUCGCGAGGACCUCCGCGCUUGA